Messenger RNA from Photinus pyralis (common eastern firefly), 1875 nucleotides. RefSeq names its product tektin-4-like. NCBI's taxonomy places the organism in Eukaryota, Metazoa, Arthropoda, Insecta, Coleoptera, Lampyridae. The transcript has 6 exons. The coding region runs from base 409 to 1866 and encodes 485 amino acids. Gene Ontology annotation, cellular component: microtubule cytoskeleton; nucleus. Gene Ontology annotation, biological process: cilium movement involved in cell motility; cilium assembly. The record is from RefSeq and is a predicted model, not a curated record.
GGAUUUAAUUGCACGACUGAAGCUACACAUGUCUUUGUAAUUAAAAAGUAGCAAAGUUUUCAAAAAGUUCAAAAUUGUACAUUUCUUGAGUAAUCUAAACACAUUUGUGCCCAUAUUUUCUAAUGCUUCAAUAAUAUAUUUUCCGUUUGCAAAUACUUAUUUUAUUUGCUCUUUGCACUGUGCUAAUAUGGUUAUGAGAAGAUCGCAUACCGCCAAAAAAUCUAUAGGCAACAAAAACUGAGGGAAUAUUUCGCUUUUAAAGUUAACGCUCCUUCAUUUUAUUGAGCAAACAAUUUAGUUGCAUGUAACAUACCCCAGAAAGAGGAGUUGUUUUUACAUUAUCGAUGAAACAUUUUAAGAACAGAAUCGCGGCUUUGUACUAAGGUGUUGUACACACAAAGUUCAACAAUGGCUGAAACCGCUGGGCGAAUACCCCCCGGUGCAGAAAAUCCGAACGAGCAACCACCAGUGCGUAAUGAAAUGAGACCGGUGCCAAAAGGCAACCCCCCGCGCUACUUGACCCAACCGGGUGAUCCCAUGAUGGAAGAGAAGCACGAUGACAUGGGACCCCUAGGACCUUGGGCUAGUGGUAGACUUGAUUGGCGUCCAACUACUGGCACAACGGGAAUCCGCCCGGUUGUCGACAAAUAUUCGAUUACAAAGUACAGUGAAGUCGAAUGGAGAAAGCGUAAUAGCGAAUUAAUCGACAUGGCUCUGGAGGGCGACAAGGAUGCAAAUUUAUGCGAUUGGAAUAGUCGAAAGUGCAUAGAGCAAACGCGAGCCGACGUAGAUAAAAACCAGGAGGAUAACACGAAGAGGCUAAACCAGAGAGAACAGGACAUUCAUCGAUGGAAAUGCGAAUUGGAAAUGGCAGUGGCUGCACUAUAUGAAGAAAUAUGUUUGCUCGAAGAGCAAAGGAAGCGUUUAAAGGCUGCGGGCGCAAUUUUGAAUAUUCCAGAAUCUAUAGUGGGCGAGUGCUUAGAAAGAAGAACGGGGAGAUUGGACUCCGAUUUAAUACGAGAUGAAGUUGAGGAGGAGUUAAUUAAGGAAUCUGCACUAGUAGCUGAGAUACGGCAAAUAUUUUCAGCUACUCUGAAAGAUAUCGAAACUCAACUAUCUGAAAAUAAAACUGCAAAGCAGAGACUAGAGUAUGAUUGGAGCGAUAAAGUAGUUGCGCAUAAAAUUGAGGGUAUCAACUGCGGUUUGAACAACAAGUCCAAGAUUAUCAUGUUCAAGCACGCUUCGGUUGCAUUUCCUUACGAGCAGUCUACAGAAGAACACUGGGAAAAUUUUACUCGAGAAACAUUACGGGAAGCCGAGGCAACUCGACAACGAUCUGUAACUUUAAGAGCAACUUUGGACACAAUUUUGACAAACGCUUCGAGGGAUUUGCGUUGUCAGGCCGAUAAAGUCGAGACGAGCUUAUCUCAAAGACUGGAAUGCAACGACCAAAUUAAGAUCAAACUUGAAAACGAACUUAAAAAAAUACUACAAAGAUUGGCAAAUGUAGAAGACGUAAUACGCGAUUUACAAGCCGCAAUACAGAGAAUGGAUAUUCCAAUGAAGAAAGCCCAAACUCGUUUGGAUAACAGAUUAGUGCGACCUAGAGUAGAAAACUGCCGGGACACUGUCCAUUUCGGAUUAAUAGAAGAGGUGAAAAUCAUUGGAGAAAACGUUAGUGCCUUGAAGGCGCAAUUAAAUACCACCGUGAAGAAUCAAGAUGAACUGAUCGAAAUAAGAAAUAAACUGGAGAAAGAGAUAUUUAUAAAAAAGAACUCUUUAGAAAUUGAUCGGGCCAGAAUUCAACUGCUAAGGUCACACUAUCCAUCGGCGUCCGAACUUUCUGGGUAUUCAACUUUACUGUAGAAUAUCAGU